Molecule: messenger RNA, 1103 nt
Organism: Phialemonium atrogriseum
Lineage: Eukaryota; Fungi; Ascomycota; Sordariomycetes; Cephalothecales; Cephalothecaceae
Exons: 3
Coding region: 141-1040 (299 amino acids)
Source: RefSeq, a predicted model, not a curated record
UUCAGCGCCAUCGACUCUCUGAACGAGACUCACAGCCCAGCCGCCCCCACAACAAGCAAGCACUCAACCAGCACCUUAUCCCAACAUCUCCAUUUCCCCAUAUCAACACUUCCAAAUCCACCCAAACAACUAUCAUCACCAUGCCUGGAGCAGCCGCCAUCAUCAACCCCAACGCUCCCGCGAGCAAGCGGAUUCAUCUGUUCUAUAACACCAACACCAAGAACCUCGGCAUUCAGCUUCGUGAUGAGUCAAAGACCGUUGACGAGACUGAGACCUUCGUGCCCUCCGACACUGACCAGCCUGGCCUCAUCGUCAAUCCCUCGCAGAUCACCAGCACCGAUUUGACGGGCGUCAAUAUUGUCGUCGGUUUCACUGCCAAGCCGAAAGAAACGACGGUUUCGCAUGAGAACUGCGGCUGCGACCCGACCCAGAACGAUGUCUCCAUCAUCAGCCCCGUCUACAAGCCCAUUUCCGCGACCGAGGUCAGCAACCUGACCAUUGCCAGCACCUCUUCGGACAGCACUGCCUAUAUCUUCUACCUGACUGGCACCGAUUUCAAUACCACGACCAUCAAUGAGAUCACCCUCGGCGAGGAUUCUCCUGGCAGCUAUGAAAACACGGUCAGAAUCCUGCCCGGGAGCUCCCUCGCUGCCUACUACGUCGCAGAGCAGGAUAACCGCUACAUCCUCUACCAGGCCCACAAGCCGGUGAGACUGCACGAGUACUCUCCCAAUACCGAGAGCGUUAGCGACACCGAACUCGUCAACUCGGGCGACGCCAAGCCGAACACUCCGCUGGCGGCUACCAUCGUCGACGGCAAGGUCUACCUCUACUACAUCGACGGCAGCAACCAGCUCCGCGUCAUCACCAAGACCGGCGGUAGCUGGGGAUCGUCCUCGCCCGUUGCUUCGGCGCACGCCUCGGUCGACGACGCGAGCCAGAUCGCCAUCGUGCCAGCCGCCAACGGCAACCACAUCUUCUAUACCGCCCAGGGAGACACCAAGUACAAGUUCCAACACAUAGUUGACAAGCGCACAUAGGGAGCCACCGUGGUAUUGUCCCCUAUUAGUGGCACCCACUUUCUUUGUGUCUUGAGACAUGUG